Lodderomyces parapsilosis is the source of this 1659-nucleotide messenger RNA. RefSeq lists its product as uncharacterized. Bases 1 to 1659 code for a protein of 552 amino acids. The transcript has a single exon. The record is from RefSeq and is a predicted model, not a curated record. NCBI's taxonomy places the organism in Eukaryota, Fungi, Ascomycota, Pichiomycetes, Serinales, Debaryomycetaceae.
AUGUCUGCAUAUUUAUACAUUGCCCUUGCACAAGAUGAAAGAAUAAAGAAACAGAAGAGGGCUGAAGCCAAGAAUAAAAUGAAUGGGGGAGAUAUGUUUAUGGCAACAUCAUCAUUACCAUCAAGAUCAUCAAAAUCAUCAAAAUCAUCAUCAGGGGGAUCAAGGUCAAGAUCAUCGUCAUUCACCACAGCAAACUCCAUCCAUUCAGAUCCAACAAAAUCAAAAUUGAAUCGUACUACAAGCAGAUCAACUACUGAUAGCGGAGGUACUUUCCAACUGUCCCAAUCGAGUAGAUCUGGAAGUAGCACAAUCAAGGGAACGUCACCGUCACUACCUGGUGUAAUAAUUCGUGAUGGCAAGAAAUGGGUAUAUGACUCAACAUUGGACAAAUAUGUACCCAUGGAGAAAACACCAUACCAAGUGUCCAAAUUGGGAUAUCUUCGCAAUCUCACGACAAUAUCAUCCAUGGACAGCCAUGAAUUGAAUUUGCAAUUGAAUCAAUCAGUAGUGCAAGAUUUGUCUAAUUUGGAGAUGUUGAGGUAUAGUUAUUUCGAAGCCUUUGAAUACGAUGGGAACAAAGUUGACGGGGGAGAUGUAGUCACGGGUACACCUACGACAAAAAGAAAGGGACAGAAGAAGAGAACGAGAAGUAGUUCUGUCAUUUCAACAAUCGUUGCUGCUACAACGUCGUCUACAGCACAAGAAGAAGAAAAAGAAGAUAAAGACGAAGAAAGAAAAAAUGGCAAAGUUGAUGGUGAAUCCCUACACAAUAAAGACUCCAAUGACAUAAAUAACAUGCGUUCAUUACUUUCAAGUGAUCAAUUUUGGAACACUUGUUACCAAGAUUUGAAAUUCGAGAGUAUGGCCGAGGCUAACGACAUUUAUGAUAAACUACCACCAAUCAACAUGGCCAUGUCUUUUUACAUUGAGUUUAUUGAUUACCUACUCAUCAAUCUACAUAUUCUCAAACCAAGCUUAGAAGAGAUUAGAAAUUCAAUCGAGUACAAUCAAUUGGCCAAACAGUACUAUCUAUAUUUCAAUAACCAUAAUUUCCAUCAUCUACAUUCGAUGCAACAAACAUUUGGGGGAAAAGAAGUUAAUGAUAAAUUGAUCGAGACUAUAAUUAUCAAUUUUGAUGGCGUGAAAAAGAUGCACCAAUUGGACUCACACUUGGUUGCAAUUUGGAUACGAUUUUUACAUUUUGUUGCAAAAAUCAUGUCAAUUCUACCAGACUCUACAAAAGCACCACCGAAAUCGUCAAAUUUGGAAUACACUCAGCAACCAAAUCCACCAUUUGCAAAGAAAUCGUCACAACAGCCACAACAGCCACAACAGCCACAACAGCCACAACAGCCACAACAGCCACAACAGCAACAACAGUUGAGACAAGCUCUGGUGGACUCACGCACUUCUUCGCUAAUGUCACAAAUGAGCAAACGAGAUGGAUCAGUAUGGACAAUGGAUACAAUUGCAUCUUCGAUUGGUGAAAUUGAGUCAAUAAAUACUGGUGGAUCUUCUACUACUAAGCUACCGCCAUUAUCAGAGAUUGAUGUGAAUGCCCCCUCAUCAAAGUUGAAAGUCACUUCAAGUUGUAGUGACGUCAUGGACAAGACGAAAAAGAAGAAAAAGUCAUUUUUCAGUAAGUUCAGGGGUAAGUAG